Messenger RNA from Histoplasma capsulatum G186AR, 603 nucleotides. RefSeq lists its product as uncharacterized. The record is from RefSeq and is a predicted model, not a curated record. NCBI's taxonomy places the organism in Eukaryota, Fungi, Ascomycota, Eurotiomycetes, Onygenales, Ajellomycetaceae. Gene Ontology annotation, molecular function: calcium ion binding. Gene Ontology annotation, cellular component: extracellular exosome; endoplasmic reticulum-Golgi intermediate compartment. Bases 1 to 603 code for a protein of 200 amino acids. The transcript is spliced from 2 exons.
AUGAUUGCGUUACUGGUAGCGUUCCUAGCAGUGACAAGGUUAUGUCUCGCGCAUGGCUCACACGAAAAUAUUGGUGAUGUGAAGGACUGGGCUACAAGGCAUAUGCUAGAGGAACACCACAUCUCAAACUUUGACCCAGGCUCCUUUUUUUUGCUUCACGACUAUGACAACUCGGGGGUAUGGACAGUGGAGGAAGUCCGCAGGACCUAUGGACUUGAUGACAACUCCAAUGCCAGCAUAACAGAAGAACGCAAACAACAAAUCCUCAAGGAAAUAUUCAGUAUCUUCGAUCCACAGAAAACCGGGGUUAUAUCGCAACACGAAUGGAUGCGCCUGUCCCGUGAGGGAAAGAAGCUACCAGACUUUGGUACGGGACCGGGACAUCAUGGUGACUUGGAAUAUGAAUAUGAAAUACACCAUUUUGAAAAAUACCACGGCGAUGGGGCAACGGAGGAAGACCUAACGCAUCCCGAAGAUAUCGAACAUUUUCGGCAACACGACCAUGCGGAAGAUGCUCAGAUUCGACUGGCAAACCUCCAAAAAAUGCCCAUUGUGGAGGCUAACAUUCCGGUCAAGUUCCUCAAGAGCCCCUCGGCAAGAUGA